UCGACUUGAUGGCUGAUGAUGCAUUGUAAGCCAUUGGAUCUAGGGUACCAGAUGAGACUGCUUAACGCAACCUCGUGUUUCGUUCUUCUCUGGUGACUGGUGAGUGCGGCGACGCUGGCCUGCAGUGGUGCGACUUUUCACCGACGACGCUCGUUGUGCAAGCAGCUAAGUACCACGACGCUCUUGUGCGAGCAGCUUCUAUUCGCUGGACGGAUGGUGGUUCUACGAUUAAGUACUAGGGUUCAGACUUCAUGAGUUUUAAACACCGUGUAUAAUUGAUUUUGGUGGUGAUUCCAAUUCGGAAGUGCAACCGCAGAAAGAAGAAUGAGCAACUCCAUGCCUUUUGUUCUGCUAAUAUUAUUACUUUCGGUUUUACGUUACUCAAGCGCCGAAGAAGCUUUCCAUGUUCGCAAACAUCUCUCCACUGUCUCUAGAUAUGGUGCUGCGAAAGACAUUGCUGACAAUAACUUCGUACCUUCCAAAAUCCCCAAGGGAUGUGUUCCGAUCCAUUUGAAUCUCGUGGCGAGGCAUGGAACUCGAUCUCCUACAAAGAAAAGGAUAAAGGAGUUAGAUAAUUUGUCAGAGCGUCUGGAAGUUCUUGUAAGGGAUGCAAAAGAGAGAAAUUUGCCUUUGGAGAGAGUUCCUUCUUGGCUAAAUGAAUGGAAAUCUCCCUGGCAGGGAAGGCGUAAGGGCGGCGAAUUAGUUAUCAAAGGAGAGGAAGAGUUAUAUGAUAUUGGAAUCAGGAUUAGGGAAAGGUUUCCAAAUUUGUUUGAUGAGGAAUACCAUCCAGACAUAUAUCCUAUUAAGGCAACUCAGGUUCCCCGGGCAUCUGCUAGUGCUGUUGCAUUUGGAAUGGGGCUUUUCAGUGGCAAUGGAAGUCUUGGACUUGGGCAUCACCGAGCCUUUGCUGUUACUAGUGAAAGUCGUGCUAGCGACAUUGUGCUGAGAUUUCAUGAUUGUUGUCAUAAUUACAAGGCUCAUCGGAAAAGCCAGGAACCUGCAGUUAGUAAACUUAAGGAACCUAUAUUGGAUGAGAUUACAUCUGCAUUGAUUGGGCGCCAUGGGCUGAAUUUUACGAAGCAGGAUACAUCUUCUCUCUGGUUUUUGUGUAAACAGGAAGCAUCCUUGUUGGAUAUAACUAAUCAAGCGUGUAGUCUUUUCCGCCCUCCUGAGAUUGAAUUGCUGGAGUGGACAGAUGAUCUGGAGAUGUUUAUUCUGAAGGGUUAUGGUAAAUCACUAAACUAUAGAAUGGGACUGCCAUUACUUGAAGAUGUUGUUCAAUCCAUGGAACAGGCUAUCGUGGUUGAAGAAGAAAGACAUGCUCCUGGCAGUUUUGAAAAGGCAAGACUUCGGUUUGCGCACGCUGAAACUGUAGUUCCAUUCUCAUGUCUGCUUGGUUUAUUUCUUGAAGGAUCUGAGUUAAAAAAAAUUCAGAAGGAGCAACCUUUGCAGCACCCUCCAAAGCCUCCACAGAAAAGAAAAUGGCGGGGUAGCACUGUGGCCCCUUUUGCUGGUAACAACAUGUUAGUCUUGUAUAGUUGUCCUGCUCCAGACAAAUCUACCAGCAAGCACUUCGUGCAAGUGUUACACAAUGAACACCCUGUUCCAUUGCCAGGUUGUGAUGGCUCUGAUUUCUGUCCAUUUGAAGUAUUCAAGGAAAAAAUAGUUGCACCUCAUCAGAAGCAUGACUACCAUACAGUCUGUAAUGCAAAGCUAGAGCAGGAGCCCUCGGGCAGCAAGGUUUUUCAAAUAUUUAAGUGGCUUUCCUCACUAGGGAAAGGUGAUAAGUAUCCUAAAGAUGAAUUUUAGUUUGGUGAUACCACCUCUUAAUGAAUUUUCAGACAUGAGCGCCUAUUCCUUCUAGCAGAGAAUCAGUUUUACUUAGAUUGUGCUGCCAGUACAGGAAUGCCUUUGUUUUCUCAAGCUUGGUGCCUGAGCUCUCCUCCUCUGUAGCUUCUAACACCAAGAGAAUUUGGAGGUGGAAAGUUUAGUUCUAAAUGUCUUUUUUAUUUUUUCCUUAGUAGCAUUACUCUCAGUACUCGACUGAUACCACAGAUAAUGUAGCUUAAUGUGCCGUACUACGCACACUCUUAGUUUCAUUAGCUCUCUCUUGGACUACACUUUUGUUCUUUUUGAAUAAUGGAUAAUGGACCAGCUAACCUCUGACUUCUGCUAAUGUUCAUGUUUUUGUGUUUCUUGUUGCUGCUGUCGAUAAAUGGUAAGAUUUAAUGAGACAAAUAAGCCUAGUCAUAAGUCAUGCAUGAAUCGCUUGCAACAAUGUUUCACGAGUGAUAACGUUUAACCUGAUAACUUAAUUAGUGGCAACUUUUUACACUAUAACAUCAACUUUUUACAUGCCUCCAUUGAUUGGUUUACCAAUUACAGAGGCUAAGACCUCAACUACAAAUAGUGCUAGGCUUCAUGUCAGUUCUCACUCGUGAAGUUAAGGAAGUUGGCCAUGGUGGGAAAGAGGUGACUAGGGCGGUGCCAGCUGUAUCAGAAAAAGUGAAGGAUUCUCUUGUGAAGAACAUUAGAAGAUGAAUGACCCCCCAACCCUUGAAAAUUAGGGCAGAUAUUGAAAUGAAAUGAAAUGUUUUCAAUUUGAUGAAAUUCUUCACAUUAAGGAGGCAAUGAGUAAGGAUGAAGCUGCUGGAAACGAUGACUGCCCUGUCAAAAUUAAACUUGUUGCUCCCCCACUUUAUGUUCUUACCACCUAGACACUGGACAAGGUAAUUUGUGUAUUUUGUUACGGUCUGAACAGGAGCAAGGAAUAUUGGUUAUCAACAAUGCCAUUGCUUCUUGCACUAAAGCAAUAGAAUGACACAAGGGUAAACUUGUGGUUAAGGAGGCAGCUAGAGCACUGAGUGUCAACUUCCUCUAUUUGUUUUUUGAUUAUCAUCUAUAUAUUCUAUCCAUGUACAAAAUUGCCCAUCUGCCUUUGUUCCUCUAUCUUUUGAUGUCAGUCAAUAUAGGGAGAGUAGAAUUAUAGUACUCUUAUUUUGGGAGGUUUGACACUGCAUUGUGAUUUGUGAGUGAACAUGAUGAUAAAUUGCUUGCUAAGGUCAGUGGUGAUGAAGACAGUGAGGAGGAAGAAGAUACAGUAAUGGGUGAGGUUGAUGUGGAUAAUGGUGCCGGAAUAACGGAGUGACAAAACUGUGGGUAUAGUAAGGCAGGCAUAGAUAGCCGAGUAGGGAUCUACUAAUUUUGUCUUUCUUUUUAUUCUUUACAAACUGUCUUUAAAUGUGGUUUUAUAAUACAAACUUGAAUUGCUUUA
Molecule: messenger RNA, 3274 nt
Organism: Glycine soja
Lineage: Eukaryota; Viridiplantae; Streptophyta; Magnoliopsida; Fabales; Fabaceae
Product: multiple inositol polyphosphate phosphatase 1-like
Exons: 14
Coding region: 325-1809 (494 amino acids)
Molecular function (GO): acid phosphatase activity; inositol phosphate phosphatase activity
Source: RefSeq, a predicted model, not a curated record